GCUCGCGCCCCGCCGCUGAUGCUGGACGCCCUGGCGUCGCCCUGGUGGGGGCGGCCCUGGGCGCUGUCGUAGACGGCGGCCGGCCACUGCACGAGGAGAACCUGCCCGCCAUGACCGCCGCCAGAUAUGUGUUCAGCUCGCUGGUCGCGGUCGUCUGCCUCGCCGGCCUGUUUCGCGCGGCAGCGGCCGGCACCACCCCUGCCGGCGCCACCGCCGCGGCCGGGCCCGCCACCACCCCGGCUCCCAGCACAGUCAUGAAGAACCUCAAGAAGGUGCUAGCGGCGGUGGACCCCAACGGAGUCGCAGACAGCGUGAGCAGGUUCGUCUACUGCGCCUCGCACCACUACAAGGCCCUGGAGAGCGGGGUGGCACCGCACGCGGCCGAGUGGGCCACCUGCAACAAGCAGCCCUCGAACCUGCAGGGAAACGUCGCCUGUUUCAUCAAGAAUCCAAACAGCCUACUAAACUUCGUUUUGCUGGGGCAACAAAUUGGCGACAUGGUGGGCUGCCUGUUGAUGACCAGUGAGAAGAACGUUCUGUGCGUCAAGAAGGUCCAGAAGACCGAUGAUUGCGCCAGCAUGUGCCCCGAGGCGCGCUCCGCCUGGUCCAACAGCACCUUCGCCAUCGUGUCCCCUGCCCUCCCGCCGACCGUGCGCAAGGACGAUUGCAAGCUCACGGGCAAGGGGCUGACCACUCCGGGCAGCAGCAUCCUGCCGACCGCCCUGGACAUCACAUUCAAGCUCAUGCAGUGCAUGCCCACCCACUUCGGCGAUAUGUACCAGAGCCUCAUGGAGCAGGUCAAAAUCAUCAACCAGUGCACGCAGGGCCACGACAACUGGACGUCCUGGAGCAAGUGCGUGCUGGAGGCCCAGGACGGCAACGUCCUGGCGAGCUACCUGGUCAAGCUGAGGCUCACGGCGGUCUGCGUCCUGGGGGGCGACAUGCCAGCCCAGACCCUGUGCGUCCGCGCCGUGCCGACCACCGCCGAGUGCCGGGCCUGCGGCGGCAUGGACACGACGACCCUGGAGCCCGCCAUCGUCCUGGGGCCCACGGCUCAGUGCGCCCCGUAGGGCGCCCCGUAGGCGCGCAGGCUGGGCGGCGCGCGGGCGCGACUGGCUGCCUCCCCCACAGGGGCUCGCCGCGGCCGCGGGCCCGUUAACAACAAGGGCAGUCAUAGAUAAUCGCGAAGACGACUGGAUCGUCCACCACCAGCCCAACAAUCGAAACGAGAUGAAAAUGGUCCGAAUUCCA
Frankliniella occidentalis (western flower thrips) is the source of this 1251-nucleotide messenger RNA. RefSeq lists its product as uncharacterized. The transcript has 6 exons. The record is from RefSeq and is a predicted model, not a curated record. Bases 111 to 1070 code for a protein of 319 amino acids. NCBI's taxonomy places the organism in Eukaryota, Metazoa, Arthropoda, Insecta, Thysanoptera, Thripidae.